AAGGACAGACCUACCACCGGCCUCAGCCCAUCUUUUGCCCCUGUCCAAGGUCAUCAGGGUUCCUUAACCCCUCAGUUCAGGAACAUGCCUGGGUCCUUGGCAACCCUGCUCUGUCUUGGGCUGUGCUUGAGUCAGAGUAUCAUGGCACAGAAACAAACACUCCCCAAGCCCUCCUUGUGGGCUGAGCCUGGCUCUGUGAUCCCCUGGGGGAAGUCUGUCAUCGUCCGCUGCCAGGGAGCAGAUGGGGCACACAGGUUCCUUCUGGAAAAGGAUGGGAGCACAGAGCUAAGAGACAUGCUGGAAGUGCCUGGGCCCUGGAAGGAGGCUGAGUUUUUCAUUCCAGACAUAGCAGCGGAGACCGCGGGUCGCUACCGGUGUCGAUACCAAAGACAAAACCACUGGUCAGAACUCAGUGACCCUUUGGAGCUGAUGGUCACAGGAUUGUACCCCAAACCUUCCAUCUCAGCCAAUCCAGGCUCCACGGUGGCCAAAGGACAGGACGUAACUUUGCACUGUGAGUCACAUCUCGGGGCUGACAAAUUUGUUCUCUAUAAGACAAGUGGGGCCAACGCUCCCCAGGCACUGCUGUCCACCGAUUACCAGGCCAACUUCCCAUUCCCCUCAGUGACCGACUCCCACGGUGGCACAUACCUCUGUUACAGUUUUGAUAGCGACUUCCCCUACCUCUGGUCAACACCCAGUGAUACCCUGGUGCUCAGGAUCUCAGAAUACUUGUCUCAUGAAUAUACCUUGACCAGCCUCCGGCUAGUAUUGGUUGGUGUCACUUUGGCCAUCCUGGGAGCUCUGCUGAAUGAAGCCUGGCGUCACAGGGAGUCAGCCCAACAGCAAACUAAGAAACCACUUGCUUCAGCAAGCAGAGAGAUAGGCGGGAUUGAGAAUGGAUGGACCUCUGGAAAAUCCCCCUGA
Molecule: messenger RNA, 927 nt
Organism: Dromiciops gliroides (monito del monte)
Lineage: Eukaryota; Metazoa; Chordata; Mammalia; Microbiotheria; Microbiotheriidae
Product: platelet glycoprotein VI-like
Exons: 5
Coding region: 85-927 (280 amino acids)
Source: RefSeq, a predicted model, not a curated record